Molecule: messenger RNA, 1782 nt
Organism: Moesziomyces antarcticus
Lineage: Eukaryota; Fungi; Basidiomycota; Ustilaginomycetes; Ustilaginales; Ustilaginaceae
Exons: 1
Coding region: 1-1782 (593 amino acids)
Source: RefSeq, a predicted model, not a curated record
AUGGUCAGGCUGUCGAGCAUCGUGUCUACACUGGCCGCUGCCGGCGCCAUCGGCGUAGCCUCCCUCGGUGCUGUGCAUGCAUUGCCCGGCGCCGUGUCGAGCACCGCACCGCUGCGUAUCGACGAGCUGCUCGAGGCGCGAGAAAGCGCUAAUGCGAGCGACUUUCUCUCGACGCUGUCGACGGGCCAGCGCCACGUGUUCGACGUGUCGCUCAACAUGCUCGACGCCAACUUUCAGCCGCCGUACAUCUUUGGCUCUUCGCGCUACACCGCUUACUAUGCCGUGGCGCUUCUGGCUCGCAACGCGCCCGGAGAUGUGGCGCUGGCCAAGCACCUCAUCCACAACGCCAUUGCUGCGCAGUGGACCAAUGCCUCCGACAUCUGGUACGGCGCCUUCCUCGACCCCAACCAGCCUGCCCCCGGUGCGCUCAACGCGCCCAAGAUCUACGGCUCGUACGAUGCCAACUCCAACCUGUUUGUGGCGACCGCAUUCAUGCUCGCCCUCGACGAGUUUGGCCACUUGCUCGACGCCGACACCAAGGCUGCUGUGAUCGAGUCGGGCUACCGAGCCGUGGUCGGCGAUACCUACCGUGUGUUCGGUGUGGAUAGCGACAACCUCACGCCUGCCUACUCGAACCCGUGGCUGAUGCGCUGCAUGACCAUGUCGUACUACGGCCACCUCAAGGGUGACGCCAACAUGACGUCGCAUGCAGAGCACUACGCCGGCGAAUUCUACAGCCUCUUUGACAUGUACGACACGCUGCCCGAGUUCAACUCGGCCACCUACACGGGUGUCUCGCUCUGGGCUCUAAGUCUGGCCGGCUACCUGCCUUCCAACACCACCAUGGCCAAGAGAGCGGGUGAAACGAUCGCCAAGAUCUGGGACAAGACCGCACAGCUUUGGCAGCCCGAUCUGCAGAGCCUGGGUGGAUCGUGGGACCGCACGUAUGGAUUUGGUCUUUCGGACUAUGUCAGCCUCAUCGGAUUCUACGUUGGUGCGUUCAACGAUGGAAGCGCCAAGAGCUGGCCGGUACCGUGGAAGCUUUCUGGAUCUCCGCAUGUCUCCGAUGCGGCAUUUGCACCGCUCAUGGCGAUCACGAGUCGAUUCCACGACCCGCACGUUUCGAAGCAGGCGCGCGAGCUGCUCAAGCCCUGCACCGACGACUCCAAGGUGGGCAGGCUGGUUCGGUCCAAUGCGUGGUCGCCACCGUUCGAUGCGGAUGUGCACCAGUACGGUCCGCGCAACUACACCGCCUGGAUCGGACGCAACGUUUCCGCGGGCGGCACCGAGAUCGACGAGGCCACCAUCGGGGGGCCAGCCAAGAAUCCGACUGCCUUUACCCCAGCCGUGCUGCUCUGGUCCACGCCCGACACGCACGGCCUGCACUAUGCACAGCCAAAGACAUCCUGGCUUUCGCUCUACCCAACCACCCAGACCAUCUCGGCCACGGCGUCCGAGUCGAACAUCACCAUCCGCUUCCCGCCCUCGCGCGCCUUCGGCGCCAACUACACCGCCCCGUCCCAGAUGACGCUGAUGAUCGGCACGUCGCCGCUCAACAACCUGCCUUCCGACCUGCUGCUGCACUCGAAUGCGACGGGCGCCGUGCCCGGCAUCCAGCUCGAGCUGAGCGGCAACGUGGCUGCAGGCUCGGUCAACCGCUCCCUCACCUACGACUCGUCCAAGAACGUCAACGGCUUCUACUACUACAACCUCACGUUUGCGCUGGGCUCGCUGCCCAAGACGCAAGUGCCCGAGCUUGUCAUCGCGUACAAGAUUGCUUAG